Molecule: messenger RNA, 1189 nt
Organism: Anguilla anguilla (European eel)
Lineage: Eukaryota; Metazoa; Chordata; Actinopteri; Anguilliformes; Anguillidae
Gene: glrx2
Product: glutaredoxin 2
Exons: 4
Coding region: 188-649 (153 amino acids)
Source: RefSeq, a predicted model, not a curated record
AGAUGUGCACAUGUGUUGAAAAUACAGGGACAUGGUAGACUGGCUACUGUUUGGACCAGCGGUAUUCAUUUUUUGUACUAGCCUCCUGGUGAAAUGUAGUUGCUAGCUAACGUUGCAUUUAUCCGCCACCAACCUUAGAUAACACCUGUUGUGAACCAUUAUUCUACAGCUGAACUACGCAAGUGAAAUGUUUGCUGCAGGAUCGAUUUUUAAAACCGCACGGCACUUAUAUAUAAGGAUGGGAAACUUUACAUCAACUUCCUCUGGUGGUUUAUCAAGCACGGCUUCUACUCAAUUCGUACAGGAUGUGAUCGCUCACAACUGUGUUGUGAUAUUCUCGAAGACCACUUGUCCUUAUUGUAAGAUGGCAAAGAAUGUGUUCAAUGAAAUAGGUGCAACAUAUAAAGUCAUUGAAUUGGAUAAACAUAAUGAUGGGAGGCGGCUUCAAGAGGCACUUGCACAAAUAACAGGUGCCCGAACGGUGCCGAGAGUGUUUAUCAAUGGGAACUGCAUUGGAGGAGGCUCUGAUACCAAGGAACUUCAUCAGCAGGGAAAACUUGUACCCCUGAUUGAGCAAUGUUCCCCAUGCUGUUUAGAUAGUCAGAUUGAGGGCUCUGGGAGUGGUCAAUUUGAAUCUAACAAACUUUAAAUAAAGUUUUAGAUUAAUGGUUUAAGUGUUAUAGAUCUCCAUAUAUUUCUUAAACCAGUGUUUCAGUUAAGUAGACAUUAUUUACUUAAAAGACUGAUUCCCAUGUAUUGUACUUGUCAGUAUUUUACAGUGGUUUAUUAGAAAAUGGGAAAAUGCUAAUUUCCCCACCUUUUUGCAAACUGUAGAGUACUGAACACAUUUGCAAAUUUGGAAGUACAUAAAGAGGAAUCUUCUUACGGGAUACUGUGAAACAAAAUAGUGAAGGUGGAUAAGUGUAUUGUAAAGCUUAAUCCCCCAACCAUAUGUGGCAACUUGUUUGUACAACAAGUUUUUUUGUCUGUGUCAUGUGCGAACAGCACUCCUUUUGUCAUCUGCAACACACAAUGAACAUGUACGAUUGUAAAACACUGCUUUGAUGCUGGCAUGAAUAAAGAAAUACUGUGGUAUUUUUCCAGUAAUCAAACACUCUCCUGUAACAUGUUCAUUUUGUUGUUUAACAUGUUCGUACCCAUGAAAACCAUGAUAAAAUUAUAAAAUGUA